GCCGCUGGAGCAGGGUCCGCGAUGGAGCCCUCGGCCCCGGGUCGCGCCCCGCCCUGAGCGCCCCGCAGACGGCCAUGCUGCCCCGAGGGCGUCCCCGGGCACUGGGGGCCGCCGGGCUGCUGCUGCUGCUGCUGCUGCUUCUGACCGGGUUCUUCCUGCUCGGGGGGUACCCGGAGUGUGAGCGCCGCGAGCCGGGCGGGCGAGCGGGGGUCCCGGGGUGCGCCCGCUGCCCGCUCACGCCACGUGUCCCCUUAGACGGGCAGCUGCGGGAGGCCGCUGCCUACGAUGGAGACCCGCCGGCGGGCCACGGGGGCCACAACCGUUCCGCCUGCGCCCCACAGCCGCCGCUGCCGCCCAAGUGCGAGCUGUUGCACGUGGCCAUCGUGUGUGCAGGAUAUAAUUCCAGCCGAGAGGUCGUUACCCUGGUGAAGUCCAUGCUCUUCUACAGGAAAAAUCCACUGCACCUCCACCUGGUGACUGAUGCCAUGGCCAGAAACAUUCUGGGGACACUCUUCCGCACGUGGAUGGUGCCUGCUGUGGUGGUCAGCUUCUAUGAUGCUGAGGAGCUCAAGCCCCAAAUCUCCUGGAUCCCCAACAAGCACUACUCUGGCCUCUAUGGGCUGAUGAAGUUAGUGCUACCCGGCAUCCUGCCUUCCAGCCUGACCCAAGUCAUUGUCCUGGACACAGACGUCACCUUCGCCUCAGACAUCGCAGAGCUCUGGGCACUCUUUGCUCACUUCUCUGACAAGCAGGUGAUCGGUCUCGUGGAGAACCAGAGCGACUGGUACCUGGGCAACCUUUGGAAGAACCACAGGCCCUGGCCUGCCUUGGGCCGGGGAUUUAACACAGGUGUGAUCCUGCUGCGACUGGACCGGCUCCGACAGGCUGGCUGGGAGCAGAUGUGGAAGCCAAUAGCAAGACGGGUGCUCCUCACCCUGCCUGCCACCUCCCUGGCUGACCAGGAUAUCUUCAAUGCCGUCAUCAAGGAGCACCCAGGGCUGGUGCAGCCCCUGCCCUGUGUCUGGAACGUGCAGCUUUCGGACCACACGCUGGCUGAGCGCUGCUACUCUGAGACUGCUGACUUUAAGGUGAUCCACUGGAACUCACCAAAGAAGCUGCGGGUGAAGAAUAAGCAUGCCGAAUUCUUCCGCAACUUGUACUUGACCUUCCUGGGGUACGAUGGGAAGCUGCUACGCAGAGAGCUCUUUGGGUGCCCCAGCCAGCUGCCACCUGGGGCUGAGCAGCUGCAAGGGGCCCUGGCACACCUUGAUGAGGAAGACCCCUGCUUUGAGUUCCGGCAGCAGCAACUCACUGUGCACCGAGUGCACAUUACUUUCCUGCCCCAUGAGCCGCCACCUCCCCGGCCUCACGAUGUCACCCUGGUGGCCCAGCUCUCCAUGGACCGGCUGCAGAUGCUGGAGGUCCUGUGCAGGCACUGGCCAGGUCCCAUGAGCCUGGCCUUGUACCUGACAGACGCAGAGGCCCAGCAGUUCCUGCAUUUCGUCGAGGCCUCGCCGGUGCUUUCUGCCCGGCAGGACGUGGCCUACCACGUGGUGUACCGUGAGGGUCCCCUCUACCCUGUCAACCAGCUCCGCAAUGUAGCCUUGGCCCAGGCCCUCACGCCCUAUGUCUUUCUCAGUGACAUUGACUUCCUGCCUGCCUACUCCCUCUACGACUACCUCAGGGCCUCCAUCGAGCAGCUGGAGCCGGGCAGCCGGCAGAAGGCGGCUCUGGUGGUGCCCGCGUUCGAGACCCUGCACUACCGCUUCAGCUUUCCCAGCUCCAAGGCCGAGCUGCUGGCCCUGCUGGACGCCGGCUUGCUCUACACCUUCAGGCACCACGAGUGGCCCCGGGGUCAUGUACCCACCGACUACGCCCGCUGGCGGGAGGCUCGGGUGCCAUACCGCGUGCAAUGGGCAGCUGACUAUGAGCCCUACGUGGUGGUGCCUCGUGACUGUCCCCGCUACGACCCUCGCUUUGUGGGCUUUGGCUGGAACAAGGUGGCACACAUCGUGGAGCUGGAUGCGCAGGAAUAUGAGCUGCUGGUACUGCCUGAAGCCUUCACCAUCCACCUGCCCCACGCUCCAAGCCUCGACCUCUCCCGUUUCCGUGCCAGUCCUGCCUACCGAGACUGCCUCCAGGCUCUCAAGGAGGAGUUCCACCAGGACCUGUCCCGCCAUUAUGGGGCUGCUGCCCUUAAAUACCUCACUGCCCUGCAGCAGCCCCAGAGUCCAGCCUGA
This is a messenger RNA of Castor canadensis (American beaver), 2240 nucleotides long. It is a transcript of the gene Large2, whose product is annotated as LARGE xylosyl- and glucuronyltransferase 2. The record is from RefSeq and is a predicted model, not a curated record. NCBI's taxonomy places the organism in Eukaryota, Metazoa, Chordata, Mammalia, Rodentia, Castoridae. Gene Ontology annotation, molecular function: xylosyltransferase activity; glucuronosyltransferase activity. Gene Ontology annotation, biological process: protein O-linked glycosylation via mannose. Gene Ontology annotation, cellular component: Golgi apparatus.